GUCGUUGUCGUUGUCGUCGUGGCGGCGGCGGCGGCGUGAGGGGAAGGGCCGCGAGGCCGGCUCCCCCUUCGUGCGCGUACCUCCUCCCCACACACACACCCGGCCCGACCCGGCCCGCUUCUUCCCCGCCUCACGCCAAAGUGUCAGUUCGUCGGGCCGGUUGUGAGGGGCUGCCGUGGCGUCGCGCUGCCCGGUUGUGAGGGGCUGCCUCAGUUCUGUCAAAACGCGUGUAUGUGUGGGGCCUCCCUCAACCCCUCCCCCUUGGAGCUGCUGAGGGUCGUCAGGCAUGUUGGCGGUCGCCCCCCCCCCAAAAAAUAUUUGCCAAUGCAAUACAUGGUGUGGUAUUUUGGGAAUUAUCCAGUGCUUUUUUUCUGUGAGGACGCAGGGGGACGCGUACCCCUAAACGUUUUGUGAGUAGGAAAAUGAGAGUACCCUUAAACAUUUUUUAGAGGGGGGGAGCACUGGAAUUAUCAAGUGGGGUGAGAAACGGGUCCCUUAUUCUUUCACAGCUUCACACGUUAUAUUUCUACAAGAGUUCAGAUAUGAGACAACCAACUACAGUACAGGAGACGGGGUUGUUGCUUUUAUUUUGAUCAACCUCCCAGGCUGCCCCAAAUGUCCAGUGCUCCCGGUUGCGGCUUUCUCUGCCGGGCGAGGCUGGGGUGGGGUGUCGAGGGGACGAGGCUUCCGAGGCUACGGGCCAUGCACUUCGUGUCUGGAGCGAGGAGGUCUGAACAGGGCGGCCCGCGGAAACCUCCAUGUGCAAAGGCAGUGUACCCCCUGGAGCAGAUAAGAUGCUGGGGAUGCGCAAGGGAAGAUUGGUUGCAGCUCCGUGCCUUGUUUGUAAAUUUUGCAGGAAGGAGGCAUCUUGGGGGGCUGCUGUCGGAAACCGACCUCAGGACUAGGUGAUCUGUUGCAGCGGGACUCUCCCUGUGUAGCUGUUAUACAGGCAGGUAGGCAGGCAGGCAGACAUGCUAAGCACUUUGCAGGGGACUGUAUAACGCAUUAUAAUCUGGAUUUUGCUUGUAGCAAAGGGAGCAAGGAGUCUAGUUACCAAAAUACUCAUUUGAUAACAUGGCCAUGUUGCAUGCCACAGACAAAAAAAGGUCUGGCAAUAGUAGUGAUGAUGAUGAUGAUGAUGAUUUAUUUAAAUUACAACCUCAGUCUGGCAUUGGCAAUAUGGGAAAAAAAUAACGCUGAGUUUUUGUACAGGGCUUUUGUGAAGAUUAUUGAAUUGAGUUAUGGAAACGUUUUGGAAGUUAUGAGAUGCCAGAUUAAGAUGCCACAUAAAAACCACAUCCUCCUAAUUUGUAUCACUAGUGAGUUUCCUUGCUUACAUGGCUGUCGUAAGACACUGUUCUGGUGUUGUUGUGUUAUAGUUAUGACAUACACUUUUAUUAUUCAAGCUAAAUGUAUUAAUGGUAAAUUUGUUCUCUUGUUUUGUACCCAUAAUUUUUUAUUAACCUCUUCAUGUUGUUUUAUUUACACACACACACACACACACAUAGGCAGACAUACUCUGUACAGCUUUUUGUGAUAAUGCAAUUAUAUUUAGUGUUUACAUGCUUGGCAAAUUUUUUUGAAAACAACAUGAAAAAGGGGGCAAGCAUUGGGGGAAGUUUUGGUACUCUCACCCGCCAUUGAACUCACUGUGUCUUGACUAUACACUAUUUUGGCUUUAGGCACUGUCCAUGGAACAUAACCUUGGCAUAAAUUGGGAAUCGCCUGUACUUUGAAAUUUUCUUCUAUAUGCUUAACUUUACAUUCUGACAACCAUAUGCUUAACUUUGCAUUCUGACAACCAUAUUAAGAAACACAGACUACAGUCCUAACAAUGCAGAUCCACUUGUGUCAGUUUAUUUUAUUUUAGAGGAAUUUGUUCCCAGGUGAUUGUAUAGGAUUGCAGCCUCCUCUUCAAAAGUAAACCAGUAAAUACUACUUUCAAAUCAACAUGAUUAGGAUUAAGAUUGAUUGGUAGCAUGCCUAAGCAUUGUUUUUCUGGUCCCACUACAAAUUUAUAACACCAGCCCCCUCCCACACACAUCCCAUAAUCCCAUCCAAUACAUACAGUUGCACGAGGCAUUAACUAAAAGUUUGUCUUUUAAUUCUGAAAUUAUAUUUUUUGCAUUUCCAAAAUUAUACCAUGGCCUACUGUAAUUGGGGCUUUUCAACCAUGCCCCCCAACACCUAGCCUGAAUAUGAGUCCUACGAAUGUUUUUGCCUAUUUUAACUUUUUGGUUGGUCCUAAUGUUAGUGUUUUUAUUUUUUAUUCUAAUGGACCAGCAUGUGUACAAACAUUUUAUAUAUUGACCAGUUUAUUUUUUGUGUUUUGUGUUCUUUUUCUUUGCUAAAUUAAUUAACUCCUCAAAGUAAAUUUCUCUUGCAAACUGACUCUUGUUAAGAGAAAGUAACUACAUUGCUUAACCAUUCUUAUUUUCUGUAAAUCACUUGCAAUUUUUGAUGACUGCUAGCUCGCUGAAACUCAUUUUCUACAAGAGUCACUUCCAAUUGUUAAGAAAAUCCACAAAGCAAUGCAUACUUUACAGAAAAUUCAUUGCAGUUGGAGUGUUGUGUGAACUGCAUUUAAUAAAAAGUGAGGAUAGUUUAUAUUCUCUUCAAGCAACAUAUCACAAGGGGGGGGAAAUCAAAGAUCUAGAGUGUACUUGUGAGAGCCUGUAAAUUCUGCCAGCAAUGCUGAGUCCCGCUGUCCCUGGAAUCAAUGUCUUUGUUUAUUAUGAUGCUUUGUCCACAGAGUUGCUUGUUCUGCUCUAACACUGCUUGCCAUUGGCUUCUGCUAAACUCACAAGAUCUCAGAAAUAGGUACAAAGACAGAGGGGGGGAAAGUUUCUUUAUCCCCAAGCAUGAUUUAUAGGAUGCUAGCUUACUAGAUGCUACUAGUAGGAAAGCUGCCUGUGGACAAAUGCUGGCUCCCUUGGCCUGAAAGCAAGAUGAGCAACACAACCCCAUAGUCGCCUUUGACUGGACUUAACCGUCCAGGGGUCAUUUACCUUUUUACCUUACUAGUAGGAUACUAAGGUGGGGGUCUAAUUUGAAGUAACAAGUGCAAGUAAAAAAAGAGAACCAGAUACCAUAUUGGCCUGAACAUAAGCCACACUCCCCCCCCCCAAAUUCCGACCAUGAAAAGUUAAAGUGCGGCUUAAAUUCAUUACCUUACACCGCUAGCAAAGCGAUGUGGCUCCCAAGCCUCCCCCGAGCCAUUGAAAUGAAGGGGGAAAGGGGAAGGUUGUCGGCAAAGUGGUCCCCCCCCCCAGGAAGCAGCCCGGGUAUUGUCUUUUUUUUCUUGUUCCCCAUUUACAUUUAAAGGUGCAGCUUAUAUUUGGGUGUGGCUUAUAUUCGGGCCAAUACGCUAUCUCUUUUGAUGUAAAAACUAUGAUCACCCUUCCAGGCUUUAUACAUGAAGGGAGCUGGCACAUGAACAACGAAUGUGGCUGUCUGGCCAUGUUUAAUCUCUGAAAUUAUUAUUAAUAAUGAAUAUACCACUUAAUGCCCAGUUGUCUUCUAAGUAGUUUACAAAACAAAAAACAACACUGUUAAAAUACAUAAUGGAAACAAAAUUUUAAAAAAUCCUUCCAGCAGCACCUUAGAGACCAACUAAGUUACUCCCUCCUACCCCCACCACAAGGAGGGAGUAAUACCCCUCCCCAUCCUCUCACUAUAUAUAAGCAUCUGGUGACUUCUGUUUCAGUGUAUCUGUAUGUGCAUGUACACGAAAGGUCAUACCAAUGACAAACUUAGUUGGUAUCUAAGGUGCUGCUGGAAUUUAUUAUUAUUAUUUUUUUACUACGUCAGACCAACAUGGCUACCUACCUGUAACUAAAAUACAUAAUGAUAUGCCAUAAUUGAAGUCCACUGGAAAACAAUCCAAUCGGGAUGUUAAAAUGCAAACUUCAUUGAUUAAAGUAUUCAUUGAAACAGCCCCAUUAAAACAGCACAAGAAUUAAAGCAGGAGACUUAGGUGAAGAGAUCAAGGGAAUGCCAGGUGCAUCUUCAAAAGGCAAUGGGAUGCCAGUACAUUCCACAACACUGGUGCCAUGAGUGAAAAAGCCUGACACCACAUCAUUAGGGCAUGGAUGAUAUAAAACUAAUCAGGUUCUGUUUGUUGAUCUUAAUGGUCUUACUGAGCAGUGGAGGUGAAACUGAUUUUUCAGGUAACCAUGUCCAGUGUUGUUUAGGGCUGUAUAUCAGGCACCCCAAAACUUCAGCCCUCCAGAUGUUUUGGACUACAACUCCCAUCAUCCCUGACCACUGGUCCUGUUAGCUAGGGAUCAUGGGAGUUGUAGGCCAAACCAUCUGGAGGGCCGCAGUUUGGGGAUGCCUGCUGUAUAUAUACGUAACAAGAUGUUAAAACUGGUUCAUUGACCUAUAGAACCAUAGCAGAGCCUUUAGUGAUGGUGUGAUACAUGCCCAGUAAGAAGCACAAUUAACCACCUGGGCUGUGGCAUUCUGUACCAACUGCAGUCUCUGGACUAGUUGUAAGGCAGCCUCACACAGAGCACAUUACAGUAAUCCAAACGUGAGGUUACCAGCACAUGAGUCACAGUAGCCAACUCAAACCCAAGAAAAGUUGAGUUUGGAAGUUCACAAAUAUUUGUGGAGUUCCACUUUACAAACCAUAGUAGUGGUUAUUAGUGGUACACAAACCAGAACAUUGUAUCAAUAUAUUUUAACGUUUCUUGGGAGGGCGGAUAUGCUGAAAGGUGGGCUAAAAAAAUCUAUUUAACUACAGUAAACUAAACAGAACUUGGUUUCUCUCCCCCUCCUAUUACUGAAUGUAUUUAAUUAUUCCAAUGACUGUAUCCUUUAAAUGUAAGCAGAGGUCCUUAGAAUUCCAAUAAAUUCUAUCUGUCUCACUUAGGAUUGUGAAGUAUGGUUUGAGAAACAUCAACACACUAGAAGCUGGAGUACUAUUGCAGUCUUGUAAACAGCCACUCACCAGUGAUCCUCAUCUCUCAAACUAUGCCAGAGAUGACAGAGAAGGCUCCUCUUAAGAAACAACACCGAAAGAAAAACCGUGAGACUCACAAUGCAGUGGAGAGGCAUCGAAAAAAGAAGAUCAAUGCGGGAAUAAAUCGAAUCGGUGAACUAAUUCCAUGCUCCCCAGCACUGAAACAAAGCAAGAACAUGAUCCUUGACCAGGCAUAUCAAUAUAUAACAGAAAUGAAAAGGCAAAACAAUGAGCUCCUGCUGAAUGGAGGAAACAAUGAGCAAGCUGAAGAAAUAAAAAAGCUCCGGAAGCAGUUGGAUGAACUUCAGAAAGAAAAUGGGCGCUACAUUGCAUUAUUGAAAGCCAAUGACAUUUGCCUUUAUGAUGAUCCCACUGUCCACUGGAAACGGAACCUUAAGCAUGCAAAAGUUUCUGUUGUUAUCCCCAAUGAUCAGGCGCAAAAGAAGAAAGGAAACCUUAAAAAGGCAAAAGUGUCUGUUGUUAUCCCCAGUGACCAGCUGCAAAAGAACAUCAUUGUAUAUUCCAAUGGCAGUCAGCUUGGUGGAAGCAACCAGGGGGCAUCAGUCCAAGGAAUAACGUUUAAUAUCAGUCAUAAUUUACAGAAGCAGACUGCUAAUGUUGUUCCUGUCCAGAGGUCUUGCAACCUAGUCACUCCUGUGACCAUUUCUAGUAUCUAUUCCACAGAAAUCAAAUCAGGGGCUCAGACUUCGGUUUCUCCACUGGUAUCAGGCCCAUCAAAUCCAGCCAAGAAAAGUAUUGAGCACUCUACCUCUGAGAAUGAGCAAUGCCUAACUACUAGUUCUAGUGCUGACAGCUCACGGAAUCCCUUGCAGCUAGUGAGGCUACAGCCUGAAAUGCAGAGUUCUCCACAAGAUGAAGAUGACAUCUCCAAAUCUAAAAAUAAACCAGAGACUUUCAAGUUAAUUGAGAAAGCGGGUUUGCCUAGCAACAGCCUUUCUUUCAGUGCUAGUGUGGACAGAUCUCUGGCUCAGCUGGCAGACAUGCCCCCUAAAGAGGAUUCAAGAAAUGGAUCCCUAGAAAGCUGUGUAGUUUCUGCAGCUAAUACCACUUGUACUCCAUCUGUAAUGCUCUCCAUUGAUGGAAAGCCAUCUGCAGGAAACAUCCUCAAAAGCAGCAGCGGACCAGCAGCAUCUGCUGUAGAAAUCCAGAAGGCUGUAACAGAAAUUAACACUUUGCCUGCUGCUUCUAUAGAUAAGUGGCCUUUCCCCAGUUCUUCAGCUGUUGGCACUUCAAAUUCCAAAACCAUGGGUAGCCUGACGCGAAUGACUUCUGCUGGAAACACCCAGACUACUUGGACUACUUUGCAACUAGCAGGGAAUACUGUUCAGCCUCUAAACCGUACUCCGUCCAACAUAAACGCAGCCCUCUUAAAUCAGCCAGUUAACAAUGCUAGCAUUACAGCAUCCACUCCUAACAGGAUUUUGGCAACUACUCCCAGGUUAAAUAAUCCUCUACCUGCUGGUGAACAAACAGCUGAGCAAAUCAUGGUUACUUUGCCAUCCUAUCCAUCCUUACCUAUGCAGCCGCUAGUCACUAAGACGCAGGUUCUAGCACAACCUUCAAGCAGCCUCCUUCCAUUGAAUCCAGCUGUGCAGCUGAUUCAGAUGCCCCAGCCAGUAGGUCCACCUGUCACUGCAUCACCUGCUAAACAAAAUGUAGUCAUUUUACAGCCUUCAAAUGCCAGUGCAGGCCCACCAGUGUUGAGAACUGAAGUCCCCAACAAAACUGUUAGCCAGCAGAUUGUAAUUAUACAGACUGCUAACCCAAAUCCUCUCUCCCUUUUCUCUGCUCCUCCUCCUCCUCCUAUCAGAAUGCCUAUAAAUGGAGCCGCUCCCUCAACAAGUGCUAGUAAUCCUAUGCAAAACGCCUCUGGCCCUCAUAUGUUUGGUGGGAAGCAUCUUGUCCAUAUUUUGCCAAGGCCAUCUUCUGCACCAUCUUCUGGCCCCACACAAACGUUUUCAGUUGCAAUGGCUAACCAACAUCUUCCACAGACUAUUUCUUUAAAUGGGCAGCUGUUUGCAUUGAAGCCUGUGAAGUCCUGUUCUGGAGGUUCUGAUCAAACCCCUAUGCAAGUUAUUCAGCCUACCACCAGUGAAGAUCCAAAUACAAACGUUGCCCUCAAUACAUUUGGUGCUUUAGCUAGCCUCAAUCAAACCAUAUCGGAGAUGGCUGGACAGAAUUGUGUGCAGGUGUCUACCAGUCAGCCUACAAAUCCAUCAACGAUCAGCAGCCAAACCACACCAAGUAACCCUGUUCUGCUGUCAGCUACUGUAGCAUCCUCUUCAGCUGCUGAGAAUGUAAUGUUAACUAGUGUUUCGUGUUCAGUGGGUGCUUCUCCCCCCAAAACCUCAUUUGGUCUGGGUUCAAAAUGGUGUAAUAAAAGUACUAAAAAAUGCUUGGUGGCCAGCAGCAAUCUUGCAGGUCAAGUGAAUUCAUGCAAAGAUUUGAAGAAAAUUGAUAGUGGGGAUGUGGAGGCUACCCCUGAGCAUCCUGGAAGUGACAUCUUGCUUGAAAACAUGCCUGAUAAUGUGGUGUUGCAAAGCUUAGCCAUAUCACAAGCAAAUAGUAGGGUAGCACCUAGUGACGUUGCCCAAAAUGAUGCUUCCGAUUCCCAUCCCAAAGAGAGACUGAAAGCUGAACAAGAUAUGGAAACUACCCUGGCAUCUGACCUGAAUGCAGCUAUAGUGCCGAGAUCGUUGCCUCUCGAAUCGGCCUCAUCAGAACAGUUUGAAGUGGUUGCUCCCGUCUCCAGAGAGUGUGCAUCUCUGACUCCUCAAACUAAUUCAGCAACAAAUUCUAAGUUAUCAGAACCAUCCAAAUGCAUCCCCACCAGCCCUUUAACAUCUUCUGACUCUCAGGUGACAGCUUCUCAUAUUUCUGGGACAUCUGUGGCAAACAGUGGGGCGAGUGCAGAGGGCGUUCCCAGAACAGAGGUGUCUGAAAUCUGCACAAUGGAACAAAAUUGUUCCAUAGUCAUGCAGGCCAGUGAUUUGUUAGAAGAGCAAGGCCUGACCAAGAUUUUCUCUGAUUUCAGUAAAGUGGGAGAAGCUGUAGAAAAAAACUUCUCGGCUCAAGUUGAACACCCUGAUUUUCACACCCAAAACACUAAAUCAAUUAUAGACUCGAAUGACUUGGCAGAGAAGCAGGAAGGGCUCUUGCUGGUGAACAUUGAAGAGGAAAACCUUGCACAAUCUCACUCCUGUACCUCUGAACAAGAAACAGUCACUGCUAACAGACAAGCAGACUCUCCCAUGUCAACUAGCUCAGGCAGCAGUUGUGGAUUCUCAGUUGCAUCCAUGUUGCCAGACACAUGCAGAGAAAAUGUUCCCAACAACACUUCAGUGAAUACAUGCAACAGCUGUACAUUUUCAGAGCAAACGGAUAUUGUAGCUUUGGCAGCAAAAGCAAUUUUUGACCAAGAGGCUCAUGCAAAAGGUAUAGCAGCAGUGUCAGGAGUUGCUGUUUCCGUUUCCAAGGAUGAUGAAGUGGCAUCUCUAAGAAGAGACCAGUCUUUUAAGUCUCACACCAUUAAAGAUGCAGACCAGAUAGAAACAGCGCCAAGAAAUUUCAGCACCCAGAAUGCAGUGAAAAUAAAUGUUGAUAGGUCAGUCGAAAAGCAAAGCUGUUCUGUUGGAGUGGAAGUGUCCAGUGUAACAUUGCAAAUUCCAGUCUCCCAGUCUUCAAGCACAUCAAGCUUAAGUGUCAAUAAUCUCAUACAUCAAAGCUGCAUCAUCCACCCUGUUGUGAGCUGCUCAGGUUUACCCCCGACUUCAGGCCAAUCAGCUGUUCCUGUGACUAUGACUCCAUCCAUGCCCACUAAUCCAUUUAUGACUCAGUCUCCAGGACAUUCUCCAGUGCUAAUGACAGAUUAUGCUUCAGAACAACUGUCUGCUGUUCGGACCAGCACCAUGCAGGCUUCUCAGAUGCAUGAGCCACACUUAAAGCAACAAAGCCAGGAAAGCCGCAAAGACCCUGUCAAACGUCCUGUUCAAGAUGAUCACCUGCUUUCCACACCGAAGAGACAGAAACACUGCCAGACGGCACCUAUGCAGCUUGAAGGGAUGGCUUUGCUGAACCAAACAGCCAACGAUAUUUCAGAUCAAAGUCGAAUCCUUGUCAACCAAAUCCCCUCCAACUCUUCCAAUAUGGCAGUAUCAGGGAGCAGUCAAGGGCACACUGAUAGUCUUAGCCGGUUGUUCCCAACCAGCAAUUUUGUGUCACCUGCUCUGAGGCAAGCUGAAAUUCAGUGUAAUUCUCAGCCUUCUGUCCCAGAUCAAACAGGACAGCACCUGCAACCUAUUCAACAUGCUCCCACUCAAGGAAUGACCCACCUUCAUACCAAUCCAUAUAUAAAGCAGCAGCAACAACAGGCUGGACAGUUAAGAGAAAGACACCAGUUGUAUCACCUCCAGCAUCACAUUUCUCAUGCAGAAAGCCCUAUCCAUUCCCAAGCCCUCAGCGUCCACCAGCAAAGAGUAAUGCAUCAAGAGGCACAAAUGCAGAAGAAAAGAACCCUCAUCCAAGCAGCCCAGCCUACCACACUUGCUUUACAGCAGAAGCAUCAUGGAAACGACCAGUCACGGUCAAAGAGCAGCCAACCCCACCCCCAUCACCCGCAGAUGCAGCAAAUGCAGCAGCACUAUACAUCUUCUCAGCCUGAGAAGACAUGCGAGAACCCCACUGCAAACAGAACUCACCACAGCCAUCCUCAGAGCCAUCUGAAUCAGGACAUUCUGCAUCAGCAAGCACCAGAUGUGGGCAACAGACAGACAGGUUCUGGAGUUUCUUCUGAACAUGUGCCAGGACAUAGCCAGAUGCAAAGACUUAUGACCUCCAGGGCUUUGGAGCAGCAAAUGGUAUCCCAACCUAGUAUUGUCACCAGGUCAUCCGACAUGACCUGUGCCCCCCACAGACAAGAAAGAAAUAGGGUUAGCAGCUACUCUGCAGAGGCACUUAUUGGAAAGACUCCCUCUAAUUCAGAGCAGAGGCUAGGAAUAUCCAUUCAGAGCUUGAGGGCUUCAGAUAAUCUUGAAAUGAGAAAUUACCUUGAUAUGUCUAGGAAUAAAGGAUUGGUAAUCCAUAACAUGCAGGGACGCAUGUCAGUAGACCAUACGGUUGGAUCAGAUGUUCAAAGACUCUCUGAGUGCCAGACAUUCAAGGCAAAUGGCACUAACCAGCAGUUUGAUGUGCAGUCCUCAAGGAACAGUGAAAUAGGGACCUCAAUGUCAUCCCUCAGAGGUAUGCAGACACAGGCUUUUCGAAUUGCUCAGAAUGCUGGACCACCCAUAGACAGACAGAAGAGGUUGCCCUAUCAGCCGGUUCAGGGCAUUUCAGCAGGAAAUGUUAUUCCUCCCCCAAGAGACAAUGAAAAUACAUGCCACCAAAGUUUUAUGCAGAGUUUACUUGUCCCUCAUCUUGGAGAUCAAGUCAGUGGGGGCCAAAGACCAAUUCCAGAGCACCAGAGAAAUCCACAGUGUGCCACUUCUUCUAUUGUUGAAUAUAAUUGCCCCCCAGCAAGAGACAGUAUUCACAUUCGAAGAGAAGGUGAUGGUCAGAACAGGGAAAGUUGUGAUAUGUCUCUUGGUGCUAUUAAUAAUAGGAACAAUACAUUAAAUAUCCCUUUUUCAAGUUCCUCUGGAGAUAUUCAGGGUCGCAAUACAAGCCCCAAUAUUUCUGUUCAGAAAUCCAAUCCCAUGAGAAUGACAGAGAGUCAUGGAACCAAGGGUCACAUGAAUGCUCCAGGUUCUAGCAAUGUGCAUGGAGUCGCCCGACCUCCUCUCACCCACCCACCCGUCUCUCGGAAUGCUGAGCAAGUCCCACCAUCAGUUCGUCAACCAAAUUCUUCAGUUACUCAGCGAUCAAGACAUCCUCUCCAGGAUAACAGUGGUUCUAAAAUUCGCCAGCCUGAAAGAAAUCGUUCUGGAAAUCAAAGACACGGAAAUGUGUUUGAUCCUAGUCUUCCCCACCUUCCUUUGGCUGCCAGUGGUAGUAUGAUCCUUGGAAGGCAACAACCUGCUCUAGAAAAAAGAGGCAGUAUUGUGCGAUUCAUGCCUGAGGGACCACAAAUGACUAAUGAUAGUGCAGCUCCUGAUCAGCACAGUCUGUCUCAAAAUUUUGGAUUCCCUUUUAUUCCAGAGGGUGGAAUGAAUCCCCCAAUAAAUGCCAACGCACCGUUCAUUCCACCAGUGACUCAAUCUAGUACUACUCGAACACCAGCCCUGAUUCCAGUAGAUCCUCAAAAUACGUUGCCAUCUUUUUAUCCGCCAUAUUCUCCUGCCCAUCCCACCCUUUCUAAUGACAUUUCAAUCCCUUAUUUUUCUAACCAAAUGUUUCCUAAUCCAAGCACAGAGAAGCCAAGUGGUGGAGGUUUAAACAAUCGCUUUGGCUCCAUCUUGUCUCCUCCCAGGCCAGUGGGCUUUGCCCAGCCAAGUUUCCCCCUUUUGACGGACAUGCCCCCAAUGCAUAUGGCCAAUUCAUCUCACUUGUCCAAUUUUAAUUUGACUUCUUUGUUCCCAGAGAUUGCUACAGCUCUUCCUCCAGAUGGUUCAGCAAUCUCACCUCUGCUCUCUAUAGCGAACACUUCUGCUUCUGAUUCUUCCAAGCAAUCAUCAAACCGGCCUGCUCACAACAUAAGCCAUAUUCUAGGUCAUGAUUGCAGUUCAGCUGUAUGAAAUGUAGUGGCCAGGAGUUAGAAUGGUGAAUUAUUUUAUGUGUGUAGUAUGCAUAUUUGUGUUUAUACAUGCAUGUGUUCAUGUAUGCAUUUGGGAUUGCCAUCCUUGAAAAGACCACUCAUAGCAUCACUGUUUGUGGGGAGUAUAUAUACAAUAGCAGGUGCUUCUGUAUUUCUACAUACCCAUGUUGCUAAUUUAAAGUAGCAGGUGCCUAUCUCAAUGCUUACUAGUAAGAUUAAGACUCAACAUCUUGAUCUGUUUUAACAGAGUUCCAGAUUAUCACCCCCUGUGCCAAGAUGAGCCUUGUGCAAAAUUAAGUCCAGGGAAACUGAAGAGUUGCAUUUAUAGUUCUUGGAGAGUGGUUUUUCUUUUUUACCCAGGAAGUAGAUACAUGAGGGUCUCAAACACAUCUCAAGUUGGUACAAAGGUUUUGAGUCAAUGCACACUAGAUCAUUUUUACUAUUUGUGUUGAAGUUUAUCAUAGACAUCUUUCAUAGGGCUGACUUCAUGUGAUAGAUUCUGAUGGGCAUUUAAAGCUUAGUGCCAUGCCUAGCUUCUGAGGAACUGUAUUAAUGUAUUGCGUAAUGGGAAAUGCUGCCUCUCUUCUGAAACAUAUUGUUUAUUGCUCUCCUCCUGAGGCUUUUAUUUUUAGCAUUUUUUCUGCUAACAAUCCAUAGAAUUUUUUAAAAAAUCAUUUAUGUUCCGUUCCGUUCAUAUAUGUUGAUUUCUCCCCCACAGCUUGUAUGCUGUGAGUUUCUCAGGGUAUCAUUUUUGUGUCUUGCUUAUCACUUUUUUGAGGAGGGGAAUUAUCUCCAUUUUUACCAUUGUAAUGUUUUUCUUUCAUUUUCCCUCAGAUAACUCUUGACUCUUGUAACAUGAGAGCAUGUAAUAUGAACAUAUUGUGUGACAAAUAUUGUUGGGUGAAACUGUAGGCAAAUACAACAUUAGUAUCAAGCGCUUAUUUAAAUGUAUUAGUUUGCACUUACAAAGCACCUUCUGUCCAGAAACUCUUUGAUGGGAGCAGAAAGAGGAGCAUGUGAGGGUUUGAGCACUUAGCAAAAUGGGAUGGUCUUGAUGAGGCAAAGUUACAGCGGAGAAGCACUUGUCAGUAACUUAAUAGAUGAAAUGUGGCAAGUAAUAGGUGAAUGGCUCAUUUCCUGUUGUAAUUGUUACAAUUGCUUCUUUUUUGCACCCUUUUGGAUUGUUCAGAACAUACAGCAAUAUUGUUUCAAAGAGUCUUCCUCAGCUGAUGGUAGCCAGGCUAUGCCCUGGCAAUAAAAAAAUUGGCCUGGGCUACUUCCUUGGUGAUUGCUAACUUCUUUGUGGGACUUAAGAAGAAGAAAAACGUAGGCAAUUAGAUAGCCAGAAGAACCUUAGAGGUAGCAUAUAAAGGGAUCUUAGAAUGGGUAUAGUAUAUAGUCAUUGCUUAGUAAAUGUGCUGAAGUUACAGCAUGGGUCUGUCUUGGAAUAGCGAUUCAACAAUGUCCUCAGCAGCACCAGUUGUUUUUAGGGCCUCCUGUCUCAGAACAGGGAUUUGUAAUCUCCAGUGGGAAAUCUGAAGUCAGAAUCAGAACUGUAGGAAUAUCCACAAACUCAGCUUUCUAAUGAGUACCCCAGAAGGUUCAGUUGGCCAUACUGGAAGUUAGCUUUCUAGUAUUGCAGUGGCUGAUUCACAAAGGGAAGUAAGGUAGGACAGAGUGGAACAGCUUCCAUGGACCUGCAUGACACAUGCCUGAAAACAGAGGGAAUUUGAAUCUUGGACUCUGACUUUCUGUGUAUAUCUAAAAGAAGGGUGUGCAUAUUAUAAUAGCAUAUUUCUGUUUUGAAGGAUGUGCCUUCAGUUUGCCCUGGAGUUCAAGUGUCCUUAUGUGCUUCAAAAUGCUAUCCUCUUGCUCACCUUUUCAGGGUAGGACCCAUGGCUUGUUGCUUUCUUCUAACUCCAGCUAUAGUAGCUGCCACAUAACACACAUUUUUGUCAAUCAGCAAUGGCAAAACAAGCCAUUUCCUCUUAGAAUCCAGUAUGUGAAGGUAAACUUAGAACCCCGGGGCAUCCAGAUUACUUUUAAAACAACGAACAGCUCUCUUGGCCAUAGUUUGUGCAUAGCAUGUUGGGAAGCAUCUAGCUUCGUGGUGAUUUCAGUUCAUUGGCUUGGCAGGGUCAUUCAGCCUGGAUAUCUGGGUCUCCAAGUGCUUGGGGAAUUCAUCACUGUGAAAGAAUGUAUGCUACCAUAGUUGUAAUCAAGAGCUUGAUUCCAUAUAUAUUGUCUCAAGAAAAGGGUGGAUACAGUAAUUCUUUUCAAAGGGCAUACUAGCAUGAUAAGACAUGUGUGUGUGUGUAUGUGCAGACAUCAGAAACACAUGGAUUCCUAGCAUAAUUUUUUCAAAAGCAAUUGUCAAGUAACCAGUUAUUUGGAUUCUUCAUUUCAUGUCAUUCCAGCUACUUGGUUCAGUUUGGAGACUUCUCUGUGUUGUACAAUUUAACUACUUAAGAGAUGUAAUAGAAUUCUCUCUGAGUUUCUGAUAAUAUCACUUGGAUAAUGUCUGAAAUGAACAUCUGACUCUUUCUUCGAAGGCUUUAUCUCUUGCUGCAUGAAAGUGUUGUCAUUUGCCAUGAUGAAUAAGGUAUAUUUGACAUGCCUUACUCCACUUAACCAAUUUUCUAAGGAUGUGGAGCUGUUCCUUAGUGUUAUGCUCCCCUGAAAAAGCUGCAGGACCCCUUAAAAACCCUUAACUAUUCAGUCUGUUUAAGUUUGUUAGACAUGCACUAAUUGUGUUUGAGGGGUUUUUUGUAGUUCAGAAAUCAGAAGGACUAUCUUGAUUGUCGAUAGAAAAGUUAAAAAUUCAAAUCAAUUAUUAUUUGCUAAAUUUAUAACACACUCUCCUGAAGGAGCCUAGGACAGCAUUCACAUCAAAUUCCUGAAAUUUCUACAAGUAAUUUAAUUCUGUAAUGAAAGAGGACAUAGCAGGUUAACUCUUUUUCUGUCGUGGACCCCAUGCUAGGGUGUGGAAGGGGCACUUUGCUGUGCUACUUCUUGUAUACACAUGCCAAGUUUCUGUUGAGUUGUCCCUGUGAAAAUGGAGAGCUCUGUGUUGCAUUUGUUAGUCAAGUAUUUUUAAAAGCACUUGAAAAGGUCUGCAGUGUCUGGACUAAAAUGUAUGGAACUAUGAACAUUUUAUUUUUAAAAAUUAUUCAUAAUUAGUACUCACUGGUUUUUUUAAAAAAUUAAUAACUCACAUUUGGAUUCUUUUUUGCUUCCUUAUUCUGGUCUUAAAAAUGGAAGGGAAAGAAAACUGCUACUUUAUAGAAAUUAUGAUGUUGUGCCUUGACACUGCGUUGGUAUUGCCUCACUGUUCUAUAACUUACAUUGUUUAACCACCUUCCAUCCCCCGUUUUUAGUUGGUUGUGCUUUACAGUUAGUGGUACCACUAGUAUUGAGAAUAAUCAGUUUUCUUGUCAUUUUGCAUCAGAGGAAUUCAGUUUAAAUACUCAAAUAAUGAAGAACUAAGGAAACUUAAAGAGAGACUUUCCAAGACAACAUGGCAAGUCAGAGACAUAUUAGAAUCCUAGUUUUCCUGGGAUGCCUUUAUACUAUUUUAUAUUUGUCAUAGAAGUUCAUUUCUAUGCAAAAGGUUGUGCUUAGGUUGUGCUUAGGAUUCUGUAAACUGGUUAGAUGUGGUUUAAGUGCAGAUAAUGGGGAAGGGCUGGAAAACAGGCCGUUCAAUAUGAGAAAAGGCUUCUGCAUCUUAUUUUUCUGAGCCAAUAUCUAUUGUGGCCCUCCCCUUCCCCCCGCCUGGUUUUUAUUUUAGUUCUGCCUCCACCGCCAAGUUAGCAAGACAUCUACAGAGCUGGGAGGGUUUAUGUUUUAAAUUCUGUAAAUUGGUGUCUAUUUCCCACUUUCUGACGAAGGAAAAAAUUAAGACUGCUAAAACGUUCAGUGUGUUCUGUGGUAUAAGAUAAUAGAUAAACCACUUCUGUGGGUUUUAUCUAUAUUGAAACUUCUUACAAGGACUUUCUGGCAGACACAACUGUGGUAGAUAGCUGCUAAUGUGAACCUUAGUGCUGUUAAGACAUUUUUUAAAUGUCUGUCUUGACAUUGUCUGCGGUGGCAGUUUUGCUGUCACACAUGCUAGAGGAGCUUGAGUGACUGUGGGGAGUUCUGUUUAGCCAAAAAUGGUCAUGUCUCAGUAGAAUCCUUGGAGUACAAACUGAUACAAAGUCCAUAAAUUCGAUCACAUCUUAUCUUCUCCUUUCAGGCGGUUGUGUUCUUCACUAAAGAGCCAACAUGCAGAGAUCUUCUCUCUCUUCUUUGCAGAAUGUGCUGAACAAAUUGGUCUGUUAUGUACUAGCAAGCCAUUUGACUCAUCAUCUCUUAGCUUUAUUUUCUUAAUACCGCUGUGCAGUUUAGUAACAUCGCUGUCCAAUUUUGUAAUCUUAUCAAGAUCUUUUGCAUUAUGCGUGACCUUCUAACACUUUCUCCUUACCAGCACUGCUUAAGGGAGUUAAAACAACAACACUGGGGACUUGGCAGUUUAUAGGUCCUAUGGGAUGCCAAACUGGAGACAUGAACCAUUGUGCUGUUCUCACUAUCACAUGCAGAUGAGUUGCAUGUAAAUAUAGAAGCUUUAACAAAGUGUGCAUAUCACAUCUUGUAUUGUUUCUGCUGGGUGCAAGCAGACAGCCCCUUUUAAUGGGAGCAAUUAUGGAAAACUGGAUACUAUACAGAUUAUAGGUUGUAUAUCAUCCAGCUUUGGCAGAUUGCUUCAUCUCCAAGCCAGAAGCAGACAUCCCGAUACCCUUAUGAUUCCCUUAAACAACUCAUAGUGAGCAACGCUUCCUUCUCUUGAAAGUAACAAAUGUAUUCCCUUGAUUUGCACCAGUUUUUCUGCAGUGCAUCCCCUAAAAUUCCACAUAUAGCCCCUAGAUUCUUUCAAGCCCUAGUACAGAAAUGUGUGGUGAUGUUGAUCAGGCACACGAAUUAUUGUAAAUAAGAUUUUGUUCCAUUUAUUUUGACAUCUUUUUACAAAUUCAUUGCAUUCAGAUGUAAAUAUUUACAACAGUGGUAUUGAUGAAAGGUCUCAGAUUUUUAUUAAAUGUAACAAUUUAUUGAUUGUAUAAAUUGUAUAGAUAUGAACAAAAUGGUAUUUUAUUUUAAAAAUGUACAGUUUGUGUACUUUAAUUUUUGCGUACUCUAUAUACUUUCUAGUUCCACUUCCUGUCCCCCUUCCAGGAAAAAAAACCCAAUGCCUGUGAUCCUGUGCUUAAAUCCUGGCUGAAGGUUGCAGCCAAAGUUUAUAAACUGUAAUUUUUUAAAGAAAAAUGUAAAGAAUUUAAAGUCAAGAAAUUCUUUUUGUGGUUUUUAACUUCUUUGAUCUGCCUACUUCAUUGUGGAUAUAUUUAUCAUUUUUAACAUCAGCUAGCAAUGUAUAAUACAGUACAUAUGAAGUAACAACAGUGCUUCACUUACAUCCUAUCAAAAGUUCUUAGCUGAAGGGCAGGCUAAUAUUUUACCCAUUGACAAUGGAAAGUGUCCUGAGUCUCAGAGACAGAAUUGUGCCCAUAGCUACCAAGUUUAUGUUGGAGGUGGAAUUUGAAACAGCCUUUCCACCUCACACUGUCCAUUGCUGGCCGCAAGUUUUAUGAAAUACAAAGGUUGAUAAACAAGUAUUUGAAAAGGGGUUCAUGAAUACAGUCUCUUUAGACCAGGGGUGUCAAACUCAAAUUCAUCGAGGGGCGCAUCAGCAGUUUGGUCACCCUCAAAGGGCCGGUUGUAUCUGUAGGACUAUGUGUCCACUCUUUAUUAUCAUAAAUUAUUGUCACUGCAUUCAAUUAUUACUGUUUUUUGUAAUAAUGUAAGUAAUAACUAACAUAGUCAGAAUAAUGGCAAGUAGAUAUUCAAAUGUACAAUUCUUGUACAAUUUAUUGAAAAAUGAUUUUUGGUAACUGCACUGGGUGGUGGAGGCUCACUAGGGUUUCAUGCAGGAGCUUUGCAGAGCUACUGGUACCUGGAGAUGCUGGGGUCCUUCUGCAUGCAGGACAGAUGUUCUGCCAGUGAGCCACCACCCUUCACCAAAGGGACUGGCUGAGGUUGACUCACUGGAGCUGUUCUCCUGGUUCCAGGGUUUAAGGGCCAGAAGUAUAAAGCAGCAUCCUAUGUUUCUGAGGAGAGGGAGAGGGAGGGAGGG
Zootoca vivipara (common lizard) is the source of this 17841-nucleotide messenger RNA. NCBI's taxonomy places the organism in Eukaryota, Metazoa, Chordata, Lepidosauria, Squamata, Lacertidae. The record is from RefSeq and is a predicted model, not a curated record.